Messenger RNA from Folsomia candida, 3254 nucleotides. RefSeq names its product kinesin-like protein KIF18A. Gene Ontology annotation, molecular function: microtubule motor activity; ATP binding; microtubule binding. The transcript is spliced from 5 exons. The coding region runs from base 1 to 3081 and encodes 1026 amino acids. Gene Ontology annotation, biological process: microtubule-based movement. Lineage: Eukaryota; Metazoa; Arthropoda; Collembola; Entomobryomorpha; Isotomidae. The record is from RefSeq and is a predicted model, not a curated record.
AUGUGCUAUAUCCCGAGUUUGAGCGAGGCUAAGGAAUCAAAAAAUAUUAGCACGAACAAGGGCUCGCCUUAUGCUGACGAAGACGCAGAGGAUCGUCAUAUUGAUUCAAUCAAUGUAAUUGUGCGAAUACGACCAAAGAAUAGGGACGAGGAGGUGAUUAAGCCCGUCGUGUACAAGACGUCCGAAACUUCGCUCAUAUUCGACCCCAAAGAGAAAGAUACGGAUUUCUUUUACAAAGGGAAACGUCAAGUGUUGAGGAAUGACUUUGGAAAGAAGCGACCAAACAAGAACCUUAUAUUCGGUUUUGACUAUGUGUAUGGCCAGGAUAGUACAAAUGAGGAGAUAUUCGAAAUUAGUUUGAAAGGGCUCAUAAACAAGGUUCUGGAAGGGUUCAACUGUACGGUGUUUGCCUAUGGGGCCACGGGGUCUGGAAAAACAUACACCAUGCUCGGAUCGGCUGAAGCACCCGGCAUCACUGUUCUGAUGGCCGAGGAGCUUUUUCGACGACUGAGUGACAUGGAGAGCGAUGAAUUUACACACGACAUAAAAGUAUCCUACUUGGAAGUGUACAACGAAACGAUCAAAGAUCUGUUCAACCCUCAGAAAGAAUUGUCCAUUCGAGAAGAUGGGAAACGUGGCCUUCGCAUUCCUCAACUUACGGUUCACCAACCUGAAGGACCGCAAGAGUUGUUGAGACUGCUUCGAAAUGGGAACGGAAACCGGAGUCAACAUGCGACGGAUUUUAAUGCAGAAUCGUCCCGAUCUCAUGCAGUGUUCGAGAUCAGUGUGCUAAUGCACCAGCACUCUCCCACGGAUCGCUUCAAGAAGAGGACGGCAACAUCUCGCCUCUUCAUGGUAGACUUGGCAGGGUCUGAGAAGGGAAGUGUCAACAUCGUUGAUGGGAUGAGACAAAGAGAAGGAGCCAACAUAAACAAGUCGCUCUUAGCUUUAUCCAAUUGCAUAAAUGCGCUCGCGGAUGGAAAGACCCACAUUCCUUAUCGCAACUCCAAGCUAACUCGUCUCCUCAAAGAUUCACUCUCCGGUAAUUGCGUCACAGUCAUGAUUGCCAAUGUCUCCCCAGGCAGCAAUACUUUCGAAGAUACUCAUAACACGCUGCAUUAUGCGAAUCGGGCAAAAAAUAUCAAGGUGUCGUGCAAACAGAACAGAUUUUCUGAAGAACUCAUCGAGGAGGUUGAAUCCAGCAAUAAAAUCAAGGACCUGCAGAACGAAGUUCGUAUUCUGUCUCAAGAGUUGGCCGAUGAGAGGAGAAAGCAUCAGGCGACGAGAGAGUUGUUGGAAUGUCAAAUUGGUGAUAGUGAUGAAGGAGAUGGGGAAGGAAGAGGAGGAGGAUUUGGCGAUCCAGCAGAUUCCAGACUGGAGAAUUAUGCUACUUUACUAGGUUCAGGUCAAAAGGGUCAGAAAAUUGUGGAACAGGUUGGUGGCAAGGUUCCCGCUUCGGCGGAUAUUGUUCAAGACCCCGUUGCUGUGGAUCACUUUGUGGAGCUGCUCAAAGAAAAAAUUCGUGUCAUGAAAAGUUUCACGGAGAUGAGUGUGAGCUUACGCCUUCAUGAAUGGCGGAUGAACUGGAAAAAGCUGGAAGUUGACAGUGCGGAAGUUGUCGUAGGAAGACCCGACACGUCAGAUACGCAGCACUUUCUGUCCUUCACCAAGCUCAUGAACAACCAGAGUGCUUUGGAAACGCAUCAUCCGGAUCUGACAGGGGCUACAAAAGACCUGCAAACCAAUCUACUCAAUCUCAACAUGGAGAUUGAGAAUGUGCACAAAACUUGUCUCAACAGUCUCGAGAAGGAUGCCCCUUUUGUGAAUCAGAGCUUUGAAGAGUUUUUACGACACAAGGAAAUGGGCAUGGAGCUCGGGACACUGGAAAAUCUUGUCAAAUUCCAUCAACAACUGGAAAAAUAUAUAUUUCAAGAGUUGAAGAAUUCACAACUCCAUCGUUUCCAUCUACUCAGGUUUACGCAACGCCUUGUGCGGACUUUGAAGGAGAAGGGAACACUGAACCAAGAGACUGAGAAAAAGUUCCAAGCUCUCCUCACAUCAGUUUACGAUCCCUCUUCUGCCACAACUUUGGAGCCUCCACCACUCUCACAAAAAAAGAGAAUCGAUUUGAAAGUGGAUUUUGAAAAAUUGGAAAAUAUUUUUCAUAACCCAGUCAUCAAUUUCCCCAGAAAUGAACCAAUCAUAAAAACUUGCUCCGUCCUAAGACUAUCUUCGCCCACAGCAGGAGCAACAUCGCCAAGUUCCCAACUCCUCGUAACCAGCAGCAGCGCGUCGGCAUCCGUAAUCAGAAUUAAUGAAACUUCUGCAAAGGACACAAGCGAAUCCUCUGAAGAAGACGAGCAGCAAAUGGUGCUUUCCAUCAGUAGGAAUGCUAAAUAUGGAAAUAUUAAUUCACGCUCAGAUGGUGACACUACAUUCCGACUCGGUAUAAAUUGUCCAGACGGCAUCAGUUCCCCACUCCGGGAAAAUAAGGAAAAUUACUGCGACGAUCCCGACCCACCGAUUUCUCUUGGAUCCAGCAUCGACAGCGAGGAUGCGUUUCUAAAGGAGAUUUCCGAAGAGGAGGAAGAGGAAAGACAACAGCACGCUGAGCAGAUGAGCAACUCUGCCACUGUUGGAGGUCAUCAUAAUGACCAGAACAGAGGAGGAGAUAACCACCACGAGAAUAAUAAUGCUUCUUCACGAACAUCGUUAUCUUCAUCAUCAACGACGACAAGUCCUCCUCACUCUUCCGUUGCAGUAAAGCAUAGAGGAAAGGAAACACGAAGCAAGAGCAACUCUGCUGCUGCAACCCCCUUAAAUUCACUGCAUCGAGGAAGGGCAACGACGGACUUGACGGUUGCAGAGAAGUCAAUGAAAUCUGGAAAUGCAACCCGUAGUCUCCUUUCCCUUGGAAAAGAAGAAACGUGUCCUUCGGGGAAAGUUAGCUUGUCAAAGAAGCAGAACAACACUUUGAGAAGGAUACCUCGUUUGAUUAAAAAGCCACCAGAUCCAGGUCGUCCCUACACUUUUUGUUAUGACGAAACUAGUACGAGCAGUUUCGAUUGCCCCCAAUUCUAAAAAUAUUAAUUGUUGUUCGACUAUAGAUAUUUAAAUCGAUAAGCAAAUAUGUAUGAUAUUUAAGAUUGGCUGAUCUGCUUGUCACGCAAAUGAAUCAUUAUUAUGAAAUCCCUCCUACGUACUCUGAUUUUAAAUAAGAUUUAUUAUGUCGUUCCAAACGACGAACAACUCGA